UUGGGCUAACUGACUCAGUUCUUCAGUUGAGUAGGAACGUUUUCAUUCUGCUGCUUUUAGUUUUGCAAGUAGACAGGCAUUAAGGCUAGCUGCUGUCUAGUAGCCAACACCACUUCCUAAAGCUCUCCUUUCUUCCCUGCUUUCAAACCUGUUUUUGACCCAAUGACAAUCAUGUCAGCUGAACUGAUGAGUCCUCUUCCGGUUUCCCCAAUUGGAUUUGAGGGUUACGAGAAGCGCCUCGAGAUUACUUUCUCUGAGCCGCCCAUGUUUGUCGAUCCUCAAGGUCGGGGUCUUCGAGCUCUUUCACGGUCCCAAAUUGACUCAAUUCUGGAUAAAGCCUCUUGCACAAUUGUGUCAGAGCUUUCAAACAAGGACUUCGAUUCCUAUGUCCUUUCUGAAUCAAGCCUUUUUGUCUAUCCAUACAAGAUAAUCCUCAAGACAUGUGGAACAACAAAGCUUCUGCUCUCGAUCCCUGUUAUCCUUGAACUUGCUUCGGAGCUAUCACUCAGUGUUCUAUCUGCCAAAUAUUCACGUGGGACAUUCAUAUUUCCGGCAGCUCAGCCUGCACCGCAUCGUAGUUUCUCAGAGGAGGUAACUGUGCUCAAUCAUUUCUUCGGUGGCCUUGCUUCAGGUGGCAAUGCAUAUGUUAUCGGUGAUCCAGCAUCACCCGCUCGCAACUGGCACAUCUACUAUGCCACCGAGAAACCUGAGCGUCGGCCAAUGGUGACUCUUGAGAUGUGUAUGACUGACUUGAGAAGUGAUAAAGCAUCAAUCUUUUUCAAAAACACCGCAGACGGGCACCCAUCAUUGGCCCAAGAGAUGACAAAGCGCUCCGGCAUUGCAGAAAUAAUCCCCGAGAUGGAGAUUUGUGACUUUGGGUUCGACCCAUGCGGAUAUUCUAUGAAUGGCAUCUAUGGGCCUGCAUUCUCAACUAUCCAUGUGACGCCCGAGGAUGGAUUCAGCUACGCCAGUUAUGAAGCCAUGGGAUUCAACCCUGCCGUAGUGCCAUAUGGAGACUUAGUCAAGAAGGUCCUAAAGUGCUUUGCUCCCAAAAAUUUCUCUGUUGCUGUUACAAUCUUCGGUGAUCAGACAGUUGAUGGUGCGUGGAGCGUAGAAGACCUUGGAGGUUAUGCUUGCAACGAUCUGAUCGAGCAGGAGCUCCCGGGUGGAGGGGUAUUGAUUUAUAAGAGCUUUUCUGCUACCGAGGUGAGAGCCACAUUGCCGGAAGAAUUGACACUAAAGUACUGGGAAGAAGAAGAUGUGGAAGUGAAGAUGGAGAAGUUUGUAGUUGCUUUCUGAUGUUUGGUGUUGGUCUAUUGCUCAGCUAAGCCAGUUUUAAAAAAACCUUUCUUCAUAUAGUUAUCAUGCUAUGUAUUAAGAAUAAAUAAGCUCCAGACUUGCUCUUUGGAGCAGUGCUUGUUUGGUUUGUGCUGGUAUUUUAUGCUUUCAAUGUUCAAAUUCUGAAUAAUUUCAUAUGGUUUAUAUAUCAUGAUGGAAAAUUGAAUC
Messenger RNA from Dioscorea cayenensis subsp. rotundata (Guinea yam), 1506 nucleotides. Its product is annotated as S-adenosylmethionine decarboxylase proenzyme-like. NCBI's taxonomy places the organism in Eukaryota, Viridiplantae, Streptophyta, Magnoliopsida, Dioscoreales, Dioscoreaceae. Gene Ontology annotation, cellular component: cytosol. The coding region runs from base 163 to 1299 and encodes 378 amino acids. The transcript has a single exon. The record is from RefSeq and is a predicted model, not a curated record. Gene Ontology annotation, biological process: spermine biosynthetic process; spermidine biosynthetic process. Gene Ontology annotation, molecular function: adenosylmethionine decarboxylase activity.